Messenger RNA from Cadophora gregata, 1080 nucleotides. RefSeq names its product 37S ribosomal protein S24, mitochondrial (gene RSM24). Gene Ontology annotation, molecular function: structural constituent of ribosome. Gene Ontology annotation, cellular component: mitochondrial small ribosomal subunit. The transcript is spliced from 3 exons. The record is from RefSeq and is a predicted model, not a curated record. The coding region runs from base 1 to 1080 and encodes 359 amino acids. Lineage: Eukaryota; Fungi; Ascomycota; Leotiomycetes; Helotiales; Ploettnerulaceae. Gene Ontology annotation, biological process: mitochondrial translation.
AUGGCAGCGGCUCUGCAAAGCGUUCGCUCAACGGCAUGGAGCUGUCUGUCGAGUCAAAACCCGUUUCGGUUUGCAGCAAGCUCAAUUGGGCCUGUGAGGACUUUCUCAAACAGUCUCCUACGACCGAAAAGGACCAACCGUGUCAAGACAGGUCUCAUGAAAGCAAAGAAGAGCGCCGGCGAUGAAGCAGCAGGGCUGUUACAGAUAGAGUCGGAGCUGCAACGGGUGAUUGAGACAAGCUCCAAUGGAGACGAGUGGGAUGCCGUCAAGCAGAAAAUCGACUCCCAGAAUAGGCCAUACGAACUCGCAAAUAAUCGACGGAAAAGGCUAAAGGAGACUUUCAUGAACAUGGGCGAAGCCGAGCCCUGGGAGGAUGAGCAUACUAUGGAAGACGACGACGAUGAUAUCAACUCUCUUGCUCAUGGAGAACUGGAGCAGCACCGAGAGCUGAGACAUUAUGCCCGAUUAGUUGCGUGGGAGAUGCCUCUGCUAUCUAAGCUGGCAAAGCCGUUCCAACCCCCAACUCGGGAUAUGCCUUUGCGAUACAGAUACACGACCUAUAUGGGGGAACAACAUCCAGCGGAGAAGAAAGUUGUUCUAGAGUUCUCUCCGGCUGAUAUGUCACAUCUCACGAAAGUUCAAACGGACAAGCUCAGAAAGCUGGCGGGAGUGAGAUAUAAUCCAGAAAAAGACAUCAUCAAAAUGAGCUGUGAGAUGUUUGAGACUCAAGCUCAAAAUAAGCGGUAUCUGGGAGAUGUUGUCCAGACAAUGCUGAGGGAAGCAAUAGAUCCAAGUGACACAUUCGAGGACAUACCGUUGGACACACGACAUCAUCACUUCAAAACGAAGCCACAGUUUCCAAAGGAGUGGGCACUGACAGAAGCACGAAAGCAAGAGUUACAUCAAUAUCGACAAGUCAUGAUGCUGAAUGGUCAACAAAAGGAGGUAACCGGGCAGUUGAUCGAUGGAAUCAAGCUGAUUGAGGAGGGGCUGAAGCAGGCGAUAUCAUUAGAUAAUGCUCUUCCUGAACCUGUGAUGAUGGGGAAAGGAAGGGGUAAGAAAGUCGCAGUGAGGCGGUGA